AUGGGAACUAAUGGUGAUAUUCCAACAUUAAUUGUACUUGUCUUGGGCGAUUCCAGUGUAGGCAAAACAUCAUUUGUUCAUACCGUUUGUCAUGAUCAACCAUUAUCAUCGCCACCACCUGUCACUGUUGGUUGUCAUAUUGAGAUAAAGUUGUAUGAACGACGUGAUCGACAUCAAAAUCCAAAUCUGUUUUUUAUUGAAUUUCAUGAUGUUGGUGGAAGUGUACAACAUAAAAAUAGUCGAUCAUCAAUGUUUUAUGAUGACUUUAAUGGGAUUAUACUUGUAUCUGAUUUGACGAGUCGGCCAUCGUAUGAUAAUCUUAAAGAAUGGCUUGAUGAAGUUAUUCGUUAUCGAUCACAACAAAAACUUCCGACAGAGUUUACAUCAGAAGCAUUAAAAAAUUUCGAUAUACCACUUCUAUUAGUUCAUACAAAAUUUGAAGAAUCUAAAGCAACAUCAUUAUUAAAUAAUAGUAAAUCACCAAAUAAUAUUAAUAAUCAUUCAUUUUCAUCAAGUAGUUUAUUACCAAAUUACAAUCGGAAAUCGGUACUAGCUAAUUUACUUAAUUGUGAUGAAAUAUUUAUUGAUUGUUAUUCAAAAAAACAGUUUUCAAAUGAUACACCUAAUGUUGCCAAAUUAAAUUCAUUUUUUGAGAAAAUUUAUACGCUUGAUACUCGUACAGGUUAUUCUGUAUUAGAGAUGAUGAUAAAAGCAUUAGAAAAAGCAUCAGGUAAAGCAAUUCCUUAUAAAGAAUGUCUUCGACGUCCAGGUAACCUUGCAAUUGUUUAUGCUGAUUUAUCAUUAGCAUUUAAAGAACUUGGAUGGACAGCUCAACGAGAUUUAGAUGAAAUCUAUAAAGGUUUAUGA
Molecule: messenger RNA, 867 nt
Organism: Rotaria sp. Silwood1
Lineage: Eukaryota; Metazoa; Rotifera; Eurotatoria; Philodinida; Philodinidae
Source: the annotation of a GenBank genome assembly